This is a messenger RNA of Moneuplotes crassus, 2092 nucleotides long. The record is from the annotation of a GenBank genome assembly. Lineage: Eukaryota; Ciliophora; Spirotrichea; Euplotida; Euplotidae.
CCACCUUGCAGAAGACAAUAUUGAGCAGAUGUACCAAGAACAUAGGGUUAAGAUGCUAAGGACUAACUGGAGUUUCAUUCUGUUGGUACUCAAAGCUAUGAUAUUAAUCAUAUCCAUUUGUUUGCAGUUUAAUUACGAAUAUGCGUCUGCUUAUGAGAGAAUAACCCUAUUCUUAGUACUCAUUCUUCUGUUUGUCCUGAAGCACUUCAUAUAUAAAAAUAACACUGUUGCUAACUAUGGAGCUGUAAUCAUAAUUAUAUUGACAGGGUCUGUGAUCACCUCUGUAAACAUAGAAUUCACUCAGUUCAGGGUUUAUGAAGCGUUUUUAUUUCAUUUGUCAGUAUCGUUCCUGCUCUCAACGUGAGUUGUAUCUAACUGGAGAGUGUCCUGAGCAGCACUUUUAUUGGUAUAUGCUAAUCUCUAUGUCAUGCUAAGAAUAUACUUUGACUCUGUCCCGAUAACAGUGCUGUUUGCAUUAGGAUCUUCCUUGACCGUAUUUGGAAUCAGUGGAUUCCUGAUAUCAAGAAAUUUGAAGCAAGAGUUCUUAUCAACCUUUAUUGCUCAACAGGCUUCAUCACAACUGAAGAAGAUUCUGGAAGGACUGCCUGAAGGAGUCACCAUCAUGAAUGAGCAAGGGGAUGAACUGAAGUUUAUCAACCAAAAACUCAAGAAAACAUUUGACCUUUCUCUGUUCUAUCAAGCCCAAAAGCAAAGUAUCCAACUUACCAAAAUGAAAGAGGAAAUUGAUGAAGCUUUUAAGAAAGUUUACUCAAACAUAUCUACUGGGGCUUUGAAUUCCAAAGAUUCUCAGACACUUUCAGAUGAAAUUUUCAGCAAUUUUAUGACUAAAUUAACAAAAGAGAAGAUAGAGGAAGGAAAAGGAAAUGAUCCUGAUGUUCAAGUGAAACAUUGUGAGCAAGUGCCGUUACCACUCUUUCUUCAAAAUGAAAGACAAUUGUGCCAUAAUGAAAAAUAUUAUGAAAGAAGCACAAAAGUAUCUAUAUCGUACACUAACAAGCAUCUUUGAAGAAAAGUUGAGUACUUGGAUAGAGAUUUUGUCAUAAAGACUUCAAAAAUAAGCAUGGCAGAUUCUUUUGAUAAAUUUCCAACUUUUCUUCAUAUGUUCAUUGACACUACCCAGAUUACUCAACUGGAGGAGGCCAAGGCUCAGAACAACUACCAGAGGCAGAUGUUUUCAAAUGUGUCACAUGAGUUCAGGACUCCCCUUAAUGCGAUGUCUCUGUCGUUGCACCUGAUGGAGCCUUAUAUUAAGAAAGAGCUUGUCAAAUACCAUAAGAUAUCAUCUUCCUCAUGAGGCAUCCUUGGAAGCCUUGUCGAAGAUAUCAUGGAUUUAUCGAAGAUCGAGGCUGGAGUGUUUGAAAUACAAGAGUCUGUGUUCACUUUCAAGCAACUCUUUGACGAAGUCCAGUCUAUCUUUGAGAUGCAGGCCCACAUGAAGAAAAUCAGCCUCAACUUCCAGAUGGAAGAUGUCUUUUUACAACUUGAAGUAAAGUCAGACAAGCAGAGACUCAAACAGAUUCUACUGAACUUGGUGUCUAAUUCUUUGAAGUUCACAGACAGAGGGUCUAUAAAUGUUGAUCUCCAUAUACAGGAGCAGAAAAGAAUUAACAGAGAAAUAGAUGAAAGUUAUGAUCUAGCAGAGGCUUUACCUCCAGAAUUUAUUGAUGAAAUAUCAGUAUGAAACCUUCUUUUUGGAUCAGACAACUAUCAGUUUAAACCGAAGUUAUCGAAGCUUGAUCAGAAGGUUAUUGAUCCUCCUUGUGGAGAUAAAACAACUGGGAGGAUACUUCAAAGAGAAGGAGAUGAGUCAAUCCCCUCUAAGUUUACCAAGGAGCUUAAGGUAGAGCUUAGUGUGACCGAUACUGGCAUUGGAAUUCCAAAGAAAGACUUGCCUUGCCUAUUCAAGCUGUUUGGUAAGAGCCGCUCAAAUCACAACAGAAACCAGACUGGGACUGGAUUGGGCCUCACUAUCUGCAAGAAGCUUUGUGAGAAAUUAGGAGGAAAAAUAUCCCUAAAAUCUAAAGAAGGAGUGGGUACCAAAAUAACAUGCUCAUUCAUAUGUUAUUAUUAG